This is a messenger RNA of Morone saxatilis (striped sea-bass), 1226 nucleotides long. Its product is annotated as adiponectin receptor protein 2-like. Gene Ontology annotation, molecular function: signaling receptor activity. Gene Ontology annotation, biological process: adiponectin-activated signaling pathway. Gene Ontology annotation, cellular component: plasma membrane. The record is from RefSeq and is a predicted model, not a curated record. NCBI's taxonomy places the organism in Eukaryota, Metazoa, Chordata, Actinopteri, Moronidae.
GCUGUUUGUUUUUCCUCUUUCUGGGACUGAUGUACAUGUUCAGGCCCAACAUGUCGUUCGUGGCUCCGGUCCAGGAGAAGGUGGUGAUCGGAAUGUUUUUCCUUGGAGCCAUCCUCUGCCUCUCCUUCUCAUGGCUCUUCCACACAGUCUACUGCCACUCUGAGGGCGUCUCCAGAGUCUUCUCCAAGUUGGACUACAGCGGGAUCGCCUUCCUGAUCAUGGGCUCGUUCGUCCCCUGGUUGUACUACUCCUUCUACUGCUCCCCUCAGCCCCGCUUCAUCUACCUGAUAGUGGUGUGCAUACUGGGAUUGUCCGCCAUCACCGUCUCCCAGUGUGACUUCUUCGCCACGCCGCAGUACAGAGGAGUGAGAGCAGGAGUGUUUGUGGGUCUGGGUCUGAGCGGCGUGGUUCCCACCCUUCACUUUGUCAUCAGCGAGGGUCUGAUCAAAGCCACCACCAUGGGUCAGAUGGGCUGGCUGCUGCUCAUGGCGACGCUCUACAUCACCGGCGCCUGUCUGUACGCCGCUCGCAUCCCCGAGAGGUUCUUCCCCGGCAAAUGUGACAUCUGGGUAAGCGGCUUUAUCCUCCUAGUUCACAGGAGCACUUUCUUCUUCACAUUUUUCUCUUUGUAUGUCACUCGCACACAUUUAAUUUACUCUCUCUCUCUCUCCGUCCGUCUCUCCCAGUCUCCCCCCCCCUCCCCGCCUCCUCCUCCUCAUUCCACAGAGUGGCAGCGCUGGCACAGCAUCGUUCAGAAAACCCUGAGCUGAAAACGAGCUGCGGUAGCUGCCUGUGCGCACCUCUCUCCUCAGAUCCCCCUCGGGGCCGUCAUAGCCGGUGAACCAAACCCCUCCAACAGUCAGUGGAUAUAUAUGAGACAAGAGAUCUGCGCUCAUUUUUGGCACAGCGUGAGAAGGGCACAGUUAUUUUGGAGAGAAAUAAUAAAGCUCCUGUCCUGUCCACAUCGGCCCCGCGUUAGGAGUGGGAACCUCUGCGCUGUGAAGAGUCGCUCCUGUGCCGUGCAGCAGUGCGCUGAGAGCAGCCACACACUCAGAAAACGCACUAAAAAGGCAGGAGGAGAUAAAGGAAGGUGGAGGAUAUUUUACGCACAGCAGCACUCAGUAGCUCUGUCUGACACGCGGCCACUUACUGGGAGUCUCCUGUUUAGGACUCAGCACAGUCGGAUUUGCACUUGACUUAAAGUCCACACAUACAGCAGUCGGCUG